Messenger RNA from Nymphalis io (European peacock), 2118 nucleotides. RefSeq names its product angiotensin-converting enzyme-like. The record is from RefSeq and is a predicted model, not a curated record. The coding region runs from base 22 to 2118 and encodes 698 amino acids. Gene Ontology annotation, cellular component: plasma membrane. Lineage: Eukaryota; Metazoa; Arthropoda; Insecta; Lepidoptera; Nymphalidae. Gene Ontology annotation, molecular function: metallopeptidase activity; peptidyl-dipeptidase activity. Gene Ontology annotation, biological process: proteolysis. The transcript is spliced from 9 exons.
UCUCGCUUGAAUAGUUAAAAAAUGGCAGUCGUUUUGAUUUUAAUUCUGUUCUUCAAUACAUAUUCUUGCGAAAACAAUGUUGAUGAAUUAUUUAAAGAUAUCAAUGAAGCUGUAGUCAAAUUCAAUGCAAUCGGCGCUGAUAUUGCAUGGCAAUCUUCACUUAACCCUGGCAACCCAGCACUGUCAAGCAAGACAGCUGUUCACCAACAAAAGUUGCUUUCCUGGCAACACAGAGAAUGUGAAAAAUUGGGGAUUUUUCACGAAAAACACGUGCUGAAUUUAAAUCAAGAACGACAAGCGUAUCUUUUCUGUAGAGGACCGAAAUUCGUUUAUAAGGAAGCUAGAGAAAUUAGUAAAUUAUAUGACAAGUUACAAUCAAUUUAUUACAAAGCAGUUGUGUGUAUACCCCAUAAUGAACAAAGCACAAAAAUCAAUAUUACAAUUUUAGAAAAUGCCAUUAGAAAAUAUAUUUUUUAUAUAAAAUAUUACUUGAAAUUGGAUGAGAAAUCUGUUCCUUUUGCCGCUAAAAUAGCUGCGAAUGACUUAAAAGAAAGUGGAAUAUGUUUGAAAGGAGAAGAAGAUUUCGAGAAUGUUAUGGAACAUUCGAGAGAACCAGAAAUAUUGGAAUGGGUGUGGUUAGUUUGGAGGGAAAAAAUGCGAUUGAUGAAGGAGCCGUAUGAGAAAUUGAUUAAUGUUGAAAAUAAUGGUGCAAGAAGAAAUGGUUACACUGAUAUUGGAGCAUCUUGGCGUGAUGAAUUGGAGAUACCCAACUUACGAGAGCUUAGUUAUAGCUUAUACAAAGACAUCAAACCAUUGUACGCACUACUCCAUGGCGUCGUGAGGUUUUAUCUCAGACGGGAAUACGGAGAUAUUGUACCAGAAACUGGACCGAUUCCCGCACAUUUACUUGGGAAUUUAUGGUCACAAAAUUGGGAACCAUUAGUUGAUAUGAUUCUGCCGAAUGAUAUAAAUUUAGAUGAUAGGAUGAAAAAUUUAAACUGGACUGUUAAAGAUAUGGUUAAGCGCGCUGAAGAUUUUUAUGUAUCGUUAGGCCUUCCUCCAAUGACUGAGAAAUUUUGGCAGAAGUCUGUAUUUUCACGAGACAAUCAUAGUUUGGCGCGAUGUCAUGGCACAGCGGCGGACAUGUUUGAAAGCGACGAUGUUAGACUUCUUUACUGUUCUGGAGUGUCGUUUGAAGAUUUUCAUGUAAUACAUCACGAAAUGGGUCAUAUACAAUACUAUAUGGCGUACAAGAACCAGCCAGGAUUAUUUAGGCAAGCGAACUCAGCGCUACAAGAAACGAUUGGCGAUACGAUAAUGUAUGCUGUUAUGACCCCUCAACACUUACAUAGAAUUCGUCUCAUAAACGAUUCCGAACUUUACAAUACAAGAGACCCACACGCAGACGAAAGUUACAUAACGAAGGAAACAUCAGGCUUACAUAGAAAAUAUAUAGAUGAGUUUGAUUAUGAAGACGGUCAAACAUUUGAUAUCAAUAACGAUAUAGAUGACUCUGGUAUAAAAUAUAAUCAUUUUGAUAAAUCUCAUCAAGUGACUACAGACGAUAUCCUCAUUCUAAAACAAGCUCUAAAUAAACUACCACAAAUACCAUUUUCGCUUCUCAUGGACGAAUACAGAUGGAGAUAUUUUGAAGGGAGUGUUGAAAAAGAUUCUUUGAACGAAGAGUUUUGGAUAUUAGCUCAAGAUAUUCAAGGUAUAGCACCAAAUGGGGUUAGGGGCGAGGAGUAUUUCGAUAUUGGAGCUAAAUUUCAUGUACCAGAUAAUACACCGUAUAUACGGUAUUUCCUGAGCAGCUUCCUGCAACAUCAACUCUUCGAAGCCCUUUGUAAAGCGGCUGUGUUUGGUCAUCGUAAUGUUAAAGAUGCUUUACCCCCCACUAUAUAUCUUAAUAGGUGUGAUAUUUACGGAUCUAAAGCCGCUGGGAGAAUAUUAAAAGAUUUGAUGUCACGUGGUCACUCUCAGCAUUGGCGUGAAAUAAUAGAGGAUACGAUAGGAGAAGUUGACAUUUCAGCAGCUGCUUUGAAGCGUCACUACCGUCCUUUAUACGUAAUGUUGACGCGAUUGGUCGAAAAAUAUAGUAUCCCUAUUGGCUGGUAA